AUGCAAGUGGCAGAAAUUUUGUCCGAUAUCACAUCUUUAAGAGUUUGUGGCCAUUAUGAAGGACUUACUCUGGUGAGCGUGAAUAAGGCUAUCGCUGGCACAAGUCUCCUGGAUACAGGGGACGCGUCUACUGAAAAUGCUACAGCUGGCGCAGACAAAGCUCAACGUUUCAAGAAAGACAACUUGCGGAAGGCAAAAGAGUUGGUCGAGCUUCACUACGAAGUGAAGUCGCGACAUGUCAAUGGCCAAGUCGACGAAGAACUACGACAGGCACGUGAAGGGGUUGAGCGGGUAUUAAGGGAGCUUACAUGA
Molecule: messenger RNA, 312 nt
Organism: Penicillium atrosanguineum
Lineage: Eukaryota; Fungi; Ascomycota; Eurotiomycetes; Eurotiales; Aspergillaceae
Exons: 2
Coding region: 1-312 (103 amino acids)
Source: RefSeq, a predicted model, not a curated record